GCACUCGCAGCCAACCAUACGAUCAGUAUUGGCUCCAGCGGCCUAAACAUUGCUCCGAACGUCACCCAUGCUGUUCCCGGCGACCUCCUGAUCUUCCGUUUCUUCCCCGGGCACCACAACGUUGCAUCCGGUCCCUUUGGGACGCCUUGCCAGUCUUCGGCAACUGGGGGAGGCAUAUUCUCGGGAUGGGUGGACGCCAGUGAUAAAGAACAGGGGGCGGCUCAGAUUUUCGUGGUGGAAGUGAAUGAUACGGAGCCGUUGUGGCUGUAUUGUAGUACACCGCAUCAUUGUUCAAAUGGCCAAGUGGCUGUAGUCAAUCCACCAUCUGACAGAAGUCAGACUCUCGAACAGUAUCUCGGCGCUGCCCGUAGUACCGAUCAAAGCAGUCAGCCGGAUGGUAUCAUUGGCGGAGCGCUU
Molecule: messenger RNA, 417 nt
Organism: Eremomyces bilateralis CBS 781.70
Lineage: Eukaryota; Fungi; Ascomycota; Dothideomycetes; Eremomycetales; Eremomycetaceae
Exons: 2
Source: RefSeq, a predicted model, not a curated record